This is a messenger RNA of Geodia barretti, 876 nucleotides long. NCBI's taxonomy places the organism in Eukaryota, Metazoa, Porifera, Demospongiae, Tetractinellida, Geodiidae. The record is from the annotation of a GenBank genome assembly.
CAAAUCUUGUGCGCGUUUGGCGUCGACCUGGAUGCCGUUGGCGGUUGGCUGGGAUCCUAUGGCGGGGAGGACUCCCCCGACGACAUCUCCCGCGGAUUGUUCGCUGGCGAAGUCGGCACGCCCAGGCUGCUAAAACUUUUCGACCGACUUGAUAUCAAGACCAGUUGGUUUAUCCCGGGCCACUCCAUCGAGACCUUUCCGGAAGAGUGCCGCAUGAUCGUGGAGCAAGGGCAUGAAGUGGGCCUCCACGGUUACUCCCACGAGAACCCCAUCUCCAUGUCCUCAGAACAAGAAGAGGCCGUCCUGCUGCGUUGCAUCGAUCUGAUCACCGAGCUUUCGGGCCAGCGGCCCCGGGGUUACGUUGCUCCAUGGUGGGAGUUCAGUCACGUAACCAACGAGCUGCUCCUGAAGCACGGCAUCAAGUACGAUCACAGCCUGAUGCACCGCGACUUCGAAUGCUACUACGUCCGAGUCGGCGACCGCUGGACCAAGAUUGACUAUGCCAUGCCUGCCGACCAUUGGAUGCAGGCUUUGGAACGGGGCGAGGAGACCGACCUGGUGGAGAUCCCGGCUAACUGGUACCUGGACGACCUGCCUCCGAUGAUGUUCAUCAAAAAGUCGCCCAACAGCCACGGCUUCACCAACCCCAGGGACAUCGAGUCGCUAUGGCGAGACCAGUUCGAUUGGGUUUACCGAGAAUACGACGAAGCAGUCUUCCCGAUAACGAUCCACCCCGACGUUAGCGGUCGCCCUCAGGUGUUGCUGAUGCUGGAACGACUCACUGAGUACAUCCGUUCCCACGACGGGGUCCGGUUUGUAACCUUCGAAGAGAUAGCCGACGACUUCCUGGCCAAACAUCCUCGGCAGCAACCAUAG